Cornus florida is the source of this 1176-nucleotide messenger RNA. RefSeq lists its product as uncharacterized. Lineage: Eukaryota; Viridiplantae; Streptophyta; Magnoliopsida; Cornales; Cornaceae. The transcript is spliced from 2 exons. The coding region runs from base 30 to 1004 and encodes 324 amino acids. The record is from RefSeq and is a predicted model, not a curated record. Gene Ontology annotation, molecular function: protein binding.
UCUCUGUUUUAAACAAAUUCAAAAAGCCAAUGGAAAUCGAAGGCCAAGAUGGUUCAAAAACCCUACUGAAAAAGGGGUUUAAGAGAGAGCUAGGAAGAGGAUUAGGGUUUGAUUCCAAUGAUCGAACCAUUUCUCGUCGUCACGUUGUGUUCGAAUUUAAAAAAGAUGAGAGCCAAACAGACCCAAAUUCAGAAUCUAGGGUUUGUUUCGAAGUUACUGGAAAUAACCCAAUUUGGGUACGUAAUCGUGCGAGUGGUGAAAUUAGGGUUUUUAGGAGGUCAGAGAGAGGUGAAAUGGAGGGUGGAGAUAUGUUCUGUGUUUCUGCGAAGAAGCCUGUUUGGUUCACUUUGAAAAGAACCGAGCUUGAAGGCGAAAAUGAGAGUGAGAUGAAUAGUGAAUUGGGGAAUGUGAAUGAAUUGGCUGACUGCUUACAGAGUAGCUAUGGGUUGAGAGGUGUUGAAGAUUUAGAGCUCGAUUCUGCUGAUGAUUCAAAUAUUGACCCCAUCAAAGAAUUUGGUUUUCUCAUAAUAGGGCAUGAGUUUGAUCACUUCCCAAAGCAAAUGAUCUGUGAUGCCAAGUCUUGGGACUGGUUCCUUGAGGAGUCUACUGGUGAUAGUGACAAUGAUGACCUUCUUGAGAAUAGAAGGAAGAAAGGCACAAGGAGAAAGAGGAAGAAAGGUAGAGGCGGUGAUGAUGAUGACUGGACUGGUGAGAGUGAAGAUGAUAAGGAGUCCAUUACAAAAAUAAGAAAGGUUUCGAGGCCCAAAUAUUCUACUAGAUCCAAGGAGCAUGGCAAACCUAUCAAGGAUGGAAGAAUCAGUAAACACGCAGUAGCAAAAAAACCUGAUACUGGAAAUGAAGACGAUGAGGAAGACGAAGAUGACGAUGACGAUGAGGAUACCCUCGGAGGUUUCAUUGUUAAGGAUGAUGACAUUGAACAAGAAGAAGAAGAAAGUGAUGUAGAUGAAGAAGAAGAGGAAGAUUUUGAAGACGACGAUGAAUAAGUAACAGAUGAGAGACGGCAAUUCAAAGGAAGGGAUGGAAAUGCUGCUAGGCAUUCGUGAAAUGGUUAACAGCCUCAAAUCCGAAACGAGUUGUUUUAAUGUUGUCUUAUGUAACAUGUGCGAUCUUCAUCCAUCCCCAGUCUUUCUAAUUGAAUCUUAUGUUUCCUUGUGA